Onthophagus taurus is the source of this 2000-nucleotide messenger RNA. RefSeq names its product BOS complex subunit NCLN. Lineage: Eukaryota; Metazoa; Arthropoda; Insecta; Coleoptera; Scarabaeidae. The record is from RefSeq and is a predicted model, not a curated record. Gene Ontology annotation, biological process: regulation of signal transduction. Gene Ontology annotation, cellular component: membrane.
AUCCAUGCGGCCGCUCAUAAUUAGGUGAUACGUCAAAAACGAAGUUAACAAACGUUUUUCACGGUGAAAAUUCAUUCGAAAUUGAAUUAAAAUGUGGUUGGAGGAGGCGGAAGAAAUUUUUAAAGGGUACUUACCCUAUUACGUCUUAGUAUUCCUACCGAUUUUCAUUUUAGUGGCCCCAGCAAGCCCGGUAAUAGCUUCCCAUGAAUUUCCCGUUUAUAGAAUGCAACAUUUUGACCUGCACGGAGUAUCACAUGGUUGCCGAAGUGCUGCUGUAAGUUUAGAAGCACGAUCUUUAACUGGAUGGACCACUUCAAGGCAUUGUGUGGUUGUAAAAUUACAAGAUUUAACUGUGGAUCACUUUAGGCAUAUUCGAACAAAAGCUGGGGCUUUAUUGGUUGUUAUUCCUAAUAAUUUAUUGUUGUUAACACCAGAAGAAAAAGAACAUCUUUUGAUAUUAGAAGAUGCAAUGUUAGCUCAAGAGAUUUCGAUACCAGUUUAUUUUUCAACUGCAACACCAGAUUUAUCAUUAAUAGUGGAAGAAAUCUCUCAGAGUUUGGCUACUGAUGAUAAAACUAAGUCAGCUUUUGAAUCAAUGGUAACAUCAAUUUCUGCUAAUGGUUAUCAAGUCAUCAUAAAUCCAAAAUCACCAAAUCAAAAAACUGACAUAAAAAUUGCUACAAUUCAAGGUUUUUUAGUUGGACAGAGUAAUGAUGGAAAAACACCAACAAUAGCUGUUGUAGCUCAUUAUGAUAGUUUUGGAGUAGCCCCGGAGUUAUCUUUUGGUGCUGAUUCAAAUGCAUCUGGUGUUUCAAUGUUAUUAGAACUUGUACGAUUAUUUUCCACUUUGUAUUCAGAUCCAAGAACAAGAGGGAAGUACAAUAUUGUAUUUUUAUUAACUGGAGGUGGUAAAUUAAAUUACCAAGGGAGUAAAAAAUGGUUGGAAGAUCAACUAGAUAGUUUAGAUGGUACAAUUAUUCAAGAAGCGGCUUAUGUGAUGUGUUUAGACACAUUAGCGGCGGGCGAUUCUCUGUACAUGCACGUUUCGAAACCGCCAAAAGAAGGAGCGCCAGCAGCCAUAUUUUACAAAAACAUGAAAUCAGUUUCUGAACGUUACCCGAAAAUAACAACGGAAGGGGUGCAUAAAAAAAUUAAUUUGGCCGAAGAUUUGCUGGCUUGGGAGCACGAGCGGUUUAGUAUAAGACGAUUACCGGCGUUUACUUUGUCGUCAUUGAAAAGCCAUAAGGAUCCUUUAAGAGGAACAAUUCUUGAUACUAAACAAAAUACCGAUUUGGAUCGUUUGAAAAGAAAUACGGAAAUAGUUGCUGAAGCUUUAGCUAGUCAGAUUUAUAAUGUUUCUUUAGGGGAAGUUUUUGGAAAAUCUUUGAAAGUUGAAAUGUCUUCAAUAGAUGCUUGGAUGGAUUACUUAAGUACUCAACCAAGAGCAGCCCAAAUAUUGUGCCAAAAAGACAAUGCAGUAGUAAAUUUCUUAAAAGAUACAUUUUCAAAGUACCUGCGAGAUGUAAGAAUUAGUUACGCCACACCCGAUAAAAGAGACCCCGAUUUUAUGUUUUAUGAUGUUACCAAAAGUGUUAUGAAUGUUUACAGUGUAAAACCAGCUGUAUUUGAUUUAGUAUUAACAUGUGUGAUAGUUUUGUACCUCUUAGGUGUAUACGCCUUUAUACAAAAGUUCCCAUCAGUUUACUCAGCUGUAUGCAAUUUGACCAAAGGAAGAAAGAAGAUAAAUUAAUAAUUAAAAAAAUAAGAUAUAAAUAAAUAAUAGAAUUUAAGGUGGUUUUAAAAAUCCUUGUGUUGUGUUCACAUUCAUACAUAAAAUUCAUUUAAUUACUGCGUCAAAUAAGAUGCGCGAUCAAAAUUAAUUCCAUAAUCGUCAUCUAAUUAAUUAUUAUUAAUCCGUUACAAAGACGUAAUUAUGAUUGUUUUUUUAUUAUUAUUUUAUUUUGUCUUGUAAGAAAAUAAAUAUAUUGUUGACCAGUAAA